GCUGGAAAAUGGCGUAUGGGUACACCUUUCUACUUAAAGCCAUAUACCGAACCGAACUACUACCUCACUCAUAUCUGUGUACGUUGGCGACACGAAGCGCGGAAUGGCUAGCAUUCAUCGCUCGGAAAAUCUCAGAAUGUCAUUAAUGUCUCACGGUUCUGCACUUGAUGUCAAUAACUUAGGAUGAACGGUGAAAAGGUAGACAACCUCCUCGCGAAUAAUACAUCGCAAAUUCAGUCUUCUGGCCGGCCGCAGCAUCAUACAGGUACAUCGCCAAAGAAAUCAUGCAUUUCACCAACUAUAUCCCAGGAUCAUGGGUUAAAAAGUAUGUUUCCCAAGACGAAGGCUGUACGAAAAGUACACUUAAAAGAGGAAUUCAAUCCAGAUUUGGAACCAUUGCUCCAGGAAGAACCAAACCGUUUUGUAAUCUUUCCUAUUCGAUAUCCUGAUAUUUGGGAUAUGUACAAAAAAGCUGUUGCUUCUUUUUGGACCAUAGAAGAAGUACCUCUUCAUAAACUGGAUAAAAAGGAUUGGGAGGAGAAAUUGAAUUCCGAUGAAAGAUAUUUCAUAUCCCACGUGUUGGCGUUCUUUGCCGCUUCUGACGGUAUCGUCAAUGAAAAUCUUAUUGAAAGAUUCUGCCAAGAAGUUAAGAUUUCAGAGGCGCGUUGUUUCUAUGGCUUCCAAAUUGCAAUAGAGAACAUUCAUUCCGAAAUGUAUUCAUUGCUCAUCGAAACCUACAUCUCUGAUCUAAAAGAAAAAGAUUUCCUGUUUAAUGCGAUCGAGACUCUGCCUUGUGUCACUAAAAAAGCCAAUUGGGCACUUAAUUGGAUCAAUCACGAGAGUGCAACAUUUCCGGAACGUAUAGUCGCGUUUGCCGCAGUUGAAGGUAUCUUCUUCAGUGGUAGUUUCGCAGCAAUCUUCUGGCUAAAGAAGCGAGGAGUGAUGCCGGGUCUCACAUUUAGCAACGAGCUCAUUUCACGAGAUGAAGGAUUGCAUUGCGAUUUUGCAUGUUUGAUGUUUAAACAUGUCAUACAAAAACCUUCGUUUGAACGCGUCAAGACGAUUAUUAUGGACGCCGUAGAAAUUGAGAAGGAAUUUCUAACACAGGCAUUGCCGGUAAAACUCAUAGGAAUGAAUUGCACACUCAUGUGCACCUACAUCGAAUUUGUCGCAGAUAGAUUGUUCGUUGCGUUAGGAUUUGACAAGGUUUACAAUUCAGAGAAUCCGUUUUCGUUCAUGGAUUUUAUCUCUUUGGAAGGCAAAACAAACUUCUUCGAGAAGAAAGUGGGCGAAUAUAAGAAAUUCGGAGUGAUGGAAGAAAAUUCUCAAAAGAAAAGCAGCACAUCGGGUGUAGUAUUUAGCGCGAAUUUUUAGCAUAAUAACGUAUAAAAGUAUAAAAGUUCAUUCGUUUUAGCAUCAUUUCCUCGCACUUUCCUUGUACUUUGAGUGUGAAAUUGCGUUAAAAAACGAAAAAUUAUAACAGCAGCUAAAGGGGAUAGAAAAUAAUGUAAGAAAGAUGUAUUUAUGUGAUAUAAUGUACAGGAUACAUUUGUUGAGAUACAAACUAAAAACAUUACGUUCUUUGGA
Harpegnathos saltator (Jerdon's jumping ant) is the source of this 1587-nucleotide messenger RNA. It is a transcript of the gene RnrS, whose product is annotated as ribonucleoside-diphosphate reductase subunit M2. The record is from RefSeq and is a predicted model, not a curated record. The transcript is spliced from 7 exons. Gene Ontology annotation, cellular component: cytosol. Gene Ontology annotation, molecular function: ribonucleoside-diphosphate reductase activity, thioredoxin disulfide as acceptor. Gene Ontology annotation, biological process: deoxyribonucleotide biosynthetic process. NCBI's taxonomy places the organism in Eukaryota, Metazoa, Arthropoda, Insecta, Hymenoptera, Formicidae. The coding region runs from base 184 to 1374 and encodes 396 amino acids.